Messenger RNA from Sorex fumeus (smoky shrew), 1303 nucleotides. It is a transcript of the gene MMP23B, whose product is annotated as matrix metallopeptidase 23B. Lineage: Eukaryota; Metazoa; Chordata; Mammalia; Eulipotyphla; Soricidae. The transcript has 8 exons. Gene Ontology annotation, cellular component: extracellular matrix. Bases 139 to 1302 code for a protein of 387 amino acids. Gene Ontology annotation, biological process: proteolysis; collagen catabolic process; extracellular matrix organization. The record is from RefSeq and is a predicted model, not a curated record. Gene Ontology annotation, molecular function: zinc ion binding; metalloendopeptidase activity.
AGCUGGUUUGCUUCAGGCGGCCCGGCUCCCCCCCCCCCUCAGGGCUGUAACCCGAGCCGCCCGCCGCCACCUCCCCGCCGGCUCCCUCCUCCGUGCUCAGCCCCGCGCCGCGGCGCCCCGACAGCCAGCGCAGACGCCAUGCAGCGCGGGGCCAUUGCGCCCGCGGCCACGCCGGGGCUCCCGGGCCGGGGCGGCCAGCGACCCGCCUGGCUGGGCGCCUUGUGCCUGCUCCCUGCGCUCCUGCUGCUGGCGCGGCUGGGGCUGCCAGCCACCCCGAGCGCGGUGCAGGAAGAUGUGGCUUCGCCGUACCCCACGGGGGUCUCGGACCCACCGCCCCCGCAGGCGUCCCGCAUACGCCGCUACACGCUGACGCCAGCCCGGCUGCGUUGGGACCGCUUCAACCUCACCUACAGGGUCCUCUCCUUCCCUCGGAACCUGCUGAGCCCCAGCGAGACCCGGCGGGGCCUGGCCGCAGCCUUCCGCAUGUGGAGCGAGGUGUCCCCCUUCAGUUUCCGAGAGGUGGCCCCGGAGCAGCCCAGUGACCUCCGCAUAGGCUUCUACCCCGCCAACCACACGGACUGCCUGGCCUCGGCGCUGCACCACUGCUUCGACGGGCCCACCGGGGAGCUGGCCCACGCCUUCUUCCCCCCGCACGGCGGCAUCCACUUCGAUGACAGCGAGUACUGGAUCCUGGGCCCCACGCGCUACAGCUGGAAGAAAGGCGUGUGGCUCACCGACCUGGUGCACGUGGCGGCGCACGAGAUCGGCCAUGCGCUGGGGCUGAUGCACUCGCUGCAGGGCCGUGCGCUCAUGCAUCUCAAUGCCACGCUGCGUGGCUGGAAGGUGCUGUCGCAGGACGAGCUGUGGGGGCUGCACCGACUCUAUGGCUGCCUGGAUCGGCUGUCCUUCUGUGGCUCCUGGGCCAGAAAGGGCUUCUGCGCAGCCCGCCAGCGGCUGAUGAAAAGGCUCUGCCCCAGUAGCUGUGACUUCUGCUACGAGUUCCCCUUUCCCACGGAGGCCACCACCCCACCCCCGCCCAGGACCAAAACCAGGCUAGUGUCAGAGGGCAGGAACAUGACCUUCCGCUGUGGCCAGAAGAUCCUGCACAAGAAGGGCAAAGUGCACUGGUACAAGGACCAAGAGCCCCUGGAGUUCUCCUACCCUGGCUACCUGGCGCUGGGCGAGGCGCACCUGAGCAUCAUUGCCAAUGCCAUCACAGAGGGCACCUAUACCUGCGUGGUGCGGCGCCAGCGCCGCGUGCUCACCACCUACUCUUGGCGCGUUCGUGUGCGCGACUCAUAAA